Molecule: messenger RNA, 2882 nt
Organism: Siniperca chuatsi (mandarin fish)
Lineage: Eukaryota; Metazoa; Chordata; Actinopteri; Centrarchiformes; Sinipercidae
Gene: ccdc25
Product: coiled-coil domain containing 25
Exons: 9
Coding region: 866-1489 (207 amino acids)
Source: RefSeq, a predicted model, not a curated record
CAUUAGGCAGCAUAUAGGCAGUAAUGUACAUAUUGGUGAUCCUAAAGGUGAUCAUCAUCUAUGUCCAGUCGAUAACAAUAAUAAUCGCCAUUUAAUUACAUUGAUAUGACAGUAUUUAAAUUACCACAAUCAUGAACAAUCUUUGACGUCAAUCUAUGUAGUCUAUUCUGAUAAUAAUUAGUUAGGAAUUUUAUUGUACACAAUGUGGAAAAUCGUCUUUGACGUCACCAUUCAGGAUUAAAAACAACAAAAUUAGCAGACAGCCAUCAAAAACAGCAUCAACGAACAUGAUUUAAAAAGAUAUAUUGAGUACAGUUAUAAAAAACAGACAGGGGCUGGAUAGAAGAUUUAAUCUGUGAAAGAAGUGUAAAUAUGCGUGUGCUUUGAUGUUGUUUUGUGUGCUAUUUGUAUGUCUUCUUUGUUUUUUUUCAUGUAUAACAUCAAGCUGCCCAGGGACCGCAAAUGAAAAUGAGCCUUUUUGCUAAAUCUGACACAUUUACAUCAUAUUGAUUGUUAAUUGAUAUGUGUUGUCUGAUAAACAAACACUAGCUGGGUAAACAUCUAUCAUAAGCAUACAGAGGAAUUCCCUUAUUCUAAACUUCAAGAUAGGGAGGGACAGUGGCAAAUUUAUGGAAUGUCAAGAUUUUAUUUUGUAAAACCAAUGUGAGUAGUUCCGGUCAGGUACAUGCUAACUGUUGCUAACAACUUCCCGGGUCAACUUGUACAUGCGAAAAGUGACAGCAGCAACGAUCCGUGGGCAUAUAGCUGAUUAUAUUUCGUUGUGUUUAUAAUUAGCUUAGUGUUAGCUUCCAAACUUUAUACACUAACUCUUCAUCUUUUAGUGGCGAGUUUUAAUUCACGUAAAAUGGUGUUUUACUUCACAAGUGCCGUGGUGAACCCUCACUACACAAUCUACAUGGGAAAAGACAAAUAUGAAAAUGAGGAUCUAAUAAAGUACGGAUGGCCUGAAGACAUCUGGUUUCAUGUGGACAAACUGUCUUCUGCUCACGUUUAUCUGAGACUGCCAAAGGGUCACACAAUAGGUGAUAUCCCCCCGGAGGUGCUGAUAGACUGUGCACAGCUGGUGAAAAACAACAGCAUUCAAGGCUGUAAGAUGAACAACAUCAACGUGGUUUACACGCCGUGGACCAACCUGAAGAAAACCGGAGACAUGGACGUAGGACAGAUCGGCUUCCAUCGACAGAAGGAGGUGAAGAUCGUGGCGGUGGAGAAGAAGAUCAAUGAGAUCGUAAACCGUCUGGAGAAAACAAAAGAAGAACGCCUCCCUGACCUAGCGGCAGAGAGAGAGUCAAGAGACAGAGAGGAGAGAAAUGAAAAGAAAGCUCAGCUCCAAGACCAGAAGAAGAAAGAGAAGGAAGAGCAGAAGAGGAAAAAAGAGAUGGAGGAACUCAGGAACUAUUCUUCACUGAUGAAGAGCGAAAAUAUGAAGACAAACGAGGACGGUUACGAUUCAGACGACUUCAUGUGAGAGGUGAACGCCAGGCAGCAAGCAGACAGAAUCCUCCUCCACCACCCAGAUCUGCUGUCAGGAUGCUCCCCUGCUGCUUUUGCUUGCUGCAACUCUGCAUUGACACCGGAGGGGGGGGAAAAGACAAAUGGAUACCUUUUGCUUUUGGACACUUGGAGCAGAAAGCGAGCCGAUAAGGGACAGCGCCGGGACUUAUUCCACAUGCUGAUUGGUUCAGACACUGCUUCCACAUCAAACCAAGCUGCCUGGCCUCUUCAUCAAGGGAUGACACUGUAGAAAACACAGGACAACAAACAUGCUGAGGAAAAUUUUGGGGGGAAACACUCAAAUAGCAGAACUGUGUUUGAUUGGGUUUUCACUUCCAUGUCGAUGUAUGUUAAAACUAGUGUAUGGGUGUUUUAAUAACCCUGCAAACCUCUUUUCUUCAUGUUGUCAUUUCUCUGCAUGUCAGAUUUUAUUGAAUACAAUUCAAUGUAUGAAAUAAACCAGUCCCAGCCACUAUCAUCCAACUGCAGAACCAUAGUGUAUGGAGCCACUUAAGACCUGAAAGAUAUAUAUUUUUAGCUUGUGUGCACAGAUUUAGGGCUGCAUCUAACUGAUUGUUUUCAUAAAAUGCCUGUCACAUUUCCUAAAGUCCAAGGUGACGUCUUUAAAUUGCUUAUUUUGUCUGUCAAAAACCCAAAGAAAUUAAAGUAAUUUACAAUGAUAAAACAGAAAUCCAGGCAGAAAUUCCUCACAUUUGAAAAGGUGGAACAAUGUUUGCCAUUUUUACUAGAAAAAAAGUAAGAAUUAUUUGUGUGCACAGGAUUAAAAAAAUAAUACAUUUCUGGACUUCAGGAGCUCUGUAAUACUGACAGUAAAGCACAAAAGUUUAUUCUUGACCUUUGAAACUGUAGUUUGACAAAAAUUAUCUGGACCUAACAAAUGAAAAAUGUAACAGCAGCAUCAGUUUAGACCUGCAGAUGUAUGUGUGCCGUCUGCAGGCAGGGAAAGUCAUAUCUGCAUACUCUAUCAUACUCUUCCCAGUAUUCAGAAGAUACAAAGCUUUAGUCAACAAAACUGCACUAUUUGCCUGCAGGUUGUCUAAGUUUUUAAAUUGCAGCAGCUAUUUUUUUGCCUUAUAGGUCAACACAUUUACACCAUGGAUGUAUUAAGAGAAUCUGCAGGUCUAAAACACUGAUAGAGGAUCUGCCGUCUGCCAAAUGGGAGAAAAUGUGCCAAGUGAGGUUGUAAGAGAGUUACAAGGCAGUUCCACGAGGUGCUUUGCAUGAAGUAAUUUCUAUAAUUAAAUUUGUCUACUUACAUUGCCAAGAUGUCAUGUUUUGCUCUGCGAUGUUUGAUCCGAAUCGUAGUACCAAGAUGAUUGUUUUAUGACAAUAAAUCCUGAAAAGUA